Molecule: messenger RNA, 327 nt
Organism: Trichomonas vaginalis G3
Lineage: Eukaryota; Parabasalia; Trichomonadida; Trichomonadidae
Exons: 1
Coding region: 1-327 (108 amino acids)
Source: RefSeq, a predicted model, not a curated record
AUGUCUAAUAAGGCCUAUGAUUUCAACACUCUUCUUUCUCCUGCAUUUUCUAAAUCAAUUCCUAAUUCCAAUGCAGAUUCAAACUUCACUCCCUCAACACCCAUUCCAGUUGACAUCUUUAAAGUUGAUGUGAUGGCAUUUCUCAACAGUUUCAAAGAGAACAACAUUCCAAUCAAACCAAUAACAGAAAACCAAGUUCAUACUAGACGUACACUUGUUGAUAUAAAGCAAGCUGCUAAUACAAUGAAUACAUCUACAACCAGAAAGCGCGAAUUCGAAAGAAGAAGUCUCAAAGCGGCCCCUCGUCAAGUUAACAUUAAGUUUUAA